Pieris napi is the source of this 1060-nucleotide messenger RNA. RefSeq lists its product as uncharacterized. The record is from RefSeq and is a predicted model, not a curated record. Lineage: Eukaryota; Metazoa; Arthropoda; Insecta; Lepidoptera; Pieridae. The transcript has a single exon. Bases 1 to 924 code for a protein of 307 amino acids.
AUGCCGACUUAUCUUGGACAUAAGAUCCAAAAUGAAAUAAUUUACAUACUCGGUAAUUCACCAAGUCACCAUAGAUUGGAAUGCGGCAGUGAAAAUGAUCGAUCUAUUUCGCCACUUCACUCUGGAGAAAGUGACGUAGACCUCAGUGAUGACGAUCCCACUUAUAAUCAAGAUCCUAAUCUUCGUCAACGUUCACCGAGCCCAGCAGUUAUAAGUUCUAACAAACCAAGGAAACGUAAAGCAGAUAAGAAUAAAUGGAUGCAAAACGCGCAAAAAAUUAAACGAAACUUGGGUCAAAGUUAUGUAGCUGUACAUUCGAAGAAAUUGGUCCCUGCACGUAGUAUUAAACCACCUUGUGGCCAAAACUGUACACUAAAAUGCGCUGAUCGAAUAAAUGAUGCUAGGAGGUUGGAUAUCUUUAAUACAUUCUGGGCAUUAGGAGAUAGACAGUUACAAAUGAUGUAUAUUUUGUCUAAUUGUACAAAGAUUACACCUAAGUACAAGUAUACCAAUGCUGAGAACCCACGUAAUCCAAACCACGCCUUCUAUUUUUCAGUGGACGAUGAAAAAAUUAGGGUAUGUAAAACGUUAUUUAUUAAUACUCUUGAUAUUUCAUAUAAGAUGAUUCGAACCGUGCAUAUUGAGAGCAGAAAUACUGGAGGUUUCACAAAGGAUGAUAAACGCGGCAAACACAAAAAUCAUAAAACUGCAAGUGAUGAGCUUAUUAAGGACAUCAUCAACUUUAUCAACUCCAUACCUCGCAUUGAAUCGCACCACUUAAGAGCAUCUACGUCUAGAGAGUACAUCAGAAGUGGCAAAAGCAUUGCAGAGCUCUUUAGAGAUUUCGAAGUUUUGCAAAAGAACAGGUCUCGCCCUGCUGGACUCACACGUUUUAUGAAAUAUUUAACACAAAAUUUAAUUUAGGCUUUUAUCAGCCCUAAAAAGAUCAAUGCGAUCUUUGUCUCCAGUUCCACAAUUCUACUGAACCACAAAAGUAGCAACUGAGAGACAAAUGUAAUACCCAUUUAGAAGAAAAGGAAUUAAGCGGAGAAGAAAAAAA